ACGAAGCUUGUUAAUCUGUUUAGUUAAGAUAAACUACUAGAAUUUAAAAAGCAGUUGUCAAUGCACAGCUCGCCCAGUCAGCAUGGUCUCAAUGGGAAGAAUACUAAAAUUGAAUUAGUUAUCAUUUAGGCAUCUAUGGUGGUGACUGCCUUUCUUAUUUUGUUUUUAGGUUUCGCAAUAUUCCGCUUCACCGAAACUAAUGAUGUGGAAGCAGUCCCUUCGUCAUGGGUGUGCGGCCAUACGUGCUUGUGGCCAGUGGCCUACACGCCUGCCCGCCUCACAAAGGCUAUAUCGCAUUGUGAACUCCCUAGUGCCUCAUUUUCGAAGCACCGGGUGGUCGUCAUAGCUACAGCAAGUACAUACCUGCAUGCAAAAGCAGAGGCACGGGAGGCAGAAGAUACGGACAACGAUACGGGCAGAGGCAAACGUCGCCGCCGAAAUGGCCAUGAAUUGCCAGACGAACCAGAUCUAAGGAGCUCCCCAUCUCCAUCCAGCAGCACGGAGUUGGAACCAGGCCUUCAUGCAAGUGCACUUGGGACACCAUCACGUUUCGUCAGCGAUGAUAGUAAGAGGGCUGGCUAAGCUGUGUGGCCCACCCAAGAACCAGAAAGUGUCUUCCAUUUUGUUAUCCAGCGACAUUUUUUUUUAACAGCCACCAGAGCUUAAGGGGUCAUGGUCGACACUUGGUGGGAAUGUCCCUUAAAUCUAAGUAACUCAUCAGACAUUUUUUAAAAAUAAUAUUGGUUCUUCUGCAUGGAUGUUGGUGUGCUGCCUCCUGCUGUACUACAGAAUGCUGAUAAACAAAGGUCAAGAUCCAUUGGCUGCAAUGCUGACUUUUUGAUGAGACUAGCACCAUACACAAAAUUGGCAGAGUUUUUCACUUGGCUUUCCACACCCCCGUGCAUAAAAAAGCUAUUGAUAUUCUCGUGCUUUCACAAAUGUACUGUUACUUUUAUACUUAUUAGUACAUUGAAAUAGCAGUGUUCUUGUUAAAUUCUUUGUAAUUUUAACAUUAUAUGUGUUUUAUUGUGUCUAGUGUAUUCCUUUACAGGAAAAAGUUGCGCUAAUAAAGAAAGGACACCACAAAGAAGGAACACUUAAACAGGUCGAGCGCAAACUACCAACUGUUUUAUUGACUGUAGAUCGUCGGUUAAAUAGGGAAACCGAACAUAGCUGCGCUGACGCGCCAAGGAACCUCACAUGCUAGCGCACCUUAUUCAUCAUAAAGGACACUUUUGCACCGUAGAGCGAUAUCGAGACCUCACUUACACAGCUGUCACUCUUCAUGUUAAUGAAGAACGCUUCCAAAACCUCACAAGCACACGUGUUUCUGCUAUGACCCAGUAUCUUAGCAGAAACACGUGUGCUCGUGAGGUUUAGGAAGCAUUCUUCAUUAACAUGAAGAGUGACAGCUGUGUAAGUGAGGUCUCGAUAUCGCUCUACGGUGCAGAAGUGUUCUUUUUUGAUGAAUAAGGUGCGUGAUGUUCCUUGGUGCAUCUGCGCAGCUUUGUUCGGUUUCCCUAUUUAACCGAUGAUCUACAGUUAAUAAAACAGUUGGUAGUUUGUGCUCGACCUGUUUAGGUGUUCCUUCUUUGUGGUGUCUUUUCUUAAUUAGCGCAAUUUUUUCCUGUAAAGAAUGAACCAACUAGCCCCUCCAGAUGUCCUGAGUGUAUUCCUAGUCACAAGUUUAAUACUGGUAUAAAUAAAACUCAUCAUAUGCCUUCAGGGUGCCAAAAAGCAAGCGGGACUAUGCACGGCCUUAAAUUGUAGUGUCAUUUGACGUCAUGGAAACGCUUACUGGAUCUGCGGGUGUGUAUAUUUGUGUGAGUUGGGAUCCACAUUCUUUAAAGAGAGGCUUCUGUUCUACUGAACAGCUUUGGAAGGAACUUAUUGUGCAAAGAACCUUGGCUCUUUACAUAUCAAUUGGUUGGGAGGAGCCUGUCUGUGUCACUUUGUUUAAAGUGUGCAUGAGCGUGGAAAGUAGCAACCGUGGCAAUAACCCUCUCAGUGUUGUAGUGCUUUGAUAAAGUGCUCACAAAGCAUCUUUGCAGUGCAGUGUGUGUCAGGGGCGUAGCCAAGGGGGGGGUUGGGGGGGUUCAAACCCCCCCCCCGAAAUCUUUCAGUUUUGCUUGCGUAUAUAGGCACGCACACAUACAAACGCACGCAUGAACAUACAUAAAGUAUGGUUGAACCCCCCCCCCCC
This is a messenger RNA of Rhipicephalus sanguineus (brown dog tick), 2203 nucleotides long. RefSeq lists its product as uncharacterized. The record is from RefSeq and is a predicted model, not a curated record. The transcript has 4 exons. Bases 136 to 582 code for a protein of 148 amino acids. NCBI's taxonomy places the organism in Eukaryota, Metazoa, Arthropoda, Arachnida, Ixodida, Ixodidae.